AUGGAAGUAGGCAAUCUUCAUAAGCUUGAGGAAUUAGACUUGUCACAUAACAAGUUGAACGGAUCAAUUCCAAAAGCAAUUGGUGGCUUAUUAGAUCUUCAAUAUUUGAAUCUUGAAGGCAAUGAGCUACAUGGCCUAAUCAUUGAUGAGAUUUGUGAAAUCACAAAGCUUGCCUACUUAUGUUUAAGUAGAAACAAGUUUUCUGGAGGAAUGCCCCCUUGUUUAGCAAACAAUACCUCUUUGCGAGACCUUUACUGGGACUCUAAUAAAUUAAUUUUAGAAAUACCCCCUUCCUUUUGGAAUUUGAAGGAUAUAUUGAGGGUAAACUUAUCUUCCAAUAUUUUAGUUGGAAAUGUAUCAUUAAGGAUUGGAAACUUAAAUGCUCUUGUAUUAUUGGAUUUGUCAAGAAAUCAUAUUUCAGGCUUUAUUCCAACUACUCUAGGUGGCCUGAAUAAUUUGCAAGAUCUAUCCCUAGCACAUAACAAUUUGCAAGGAAAUAUUCCUGAAUCAUUCGGAAAUAUGUUGAGCUUAGUAAAAUUGAACCUUUCUGAGAAUAAUUUGUCUGGGAAGAUUCCUAAAUCUCUUGAGUUACUUAUUAUUCUUAAGUAUGUCAAUCUCUCUUAUAACAAACUCCAAGGAGAGAUUCCAAGUGGAGGAGUUUUUAAAAAUUUGACUCCUAAAACUUUUAUGAUGAAUCAAGCUCUUUGUGGCAUUAUCCUUUUAAGGCAUAAACGACAACAAAAUUCAUGGGGUCUAGUUAAAAGGGAUUUAUCAAUUUUAGGAGUGCGCAAAAGGAUUUCUCAUUUUGAAAUCCAAGAAGCAACCAAUGGAUUUGAUGAGAGUAACAUACUUGGAAGGGGUAGUUAUGGUUCUGUGUUUAAAGGAAAACUUUCUAGUGCAUUGAUCGUUGCAGUUAAGAUCUUUAAAUUUGAUUCACAUGUAAUGUUAAGGAGCUUUGAAAAAGAAUGUGACAUAUUGUGUAAUGCACACCAUCACAAUUUGGUGAAGGUUAUAAGCUGUUGUUCCAAUGUUGAUUUCAAAUCUCUGGUGACGGAAUUCAUGCCCAAUGGGAGCCUUAAAAAAUGGUUAUAUUCUCACAACUAUUUUUUAGGUUUUCUUCAAAGGUUGAACAUAAUGAUAAAUGUAGUAACUACUUUGGAAUAUCUCCAUCAUGCCUUGUUAACACCAAUUGUUCAUUGUGAUUUGAAGCCGAGCAACAUUUUAUUGGAUGAUGAACUGGUUGCUCAUGUUAGUGACUUUGGAAUUUCUGAACUUUUAGGUAAAGAGGAAUCUAAGACAAACACAGAGACAGUACCUACUAUUGGCUAUGUGGCACCUGAGUAUGGAUCUUUUGGAGUUGUUUCAACAAAAGUAGAUGUGUAUAGUUAUGGAAUUAUGCUAUUAGAGGUGUUUACAAGAAAAAGGCCCACGGAAGAUAUGUUUGUUGAAGGAUUGAACUUGAAGAGCUGGGUAAGUGAGUCAAUGCCACAUGCAAUAAUUCAAGUCAUGGAUUCCAAUUUAUUAGAAGGAGAUCAACAUCAUAUAAAAAAUAUAUUGACAUCUACAACUUUUGUUCUUGAAUUGGCCUUGAAUUGUUGCACCAAUCUUCCAAAAGCAUGUGGCAAUAUGAUUGAUGUUGUAGUAUCAUUAAACAAGAUGAAGGGCAUGUUUUUGCGUAGACAAGCAGCAUAA
Molecule: messenger RNA, 1692 nt
Organism: Prosopis cineraria
Lineage: Eukaryota; Viridiplantae; Streptophyta; Magnoliopsida; Fabales; Fabaceae
Product: probable LRR receptor-like serine/threonine-protein kinase At3g47570
Exons: 4
Coding region: 1-1692 (563 amino acids)
Biological process (GO): protein phosphorylation
Molecular function (GO): protein binding; ATP binding; protein kinase activity
Source: RefSeq, a predicted model, not a curated record